Messenger RNA from Podospora bellae-mahoneyi, 6622 nucleotides. RefSeq names its product Multidrug resistance protein (gene CDR1). The record is from RefSeq and is a predicted model, not a curated record. Gene Ontology annotation, biological process: transmembrane transport. The transcript is spliced from 3 exons. Gene Ontology annotation, cellular component: membrane. Gene Ontology annotation, molecular function: ATP binding; ATP hydrolysis activity; ABC-type transporter activity. Bases 1341 to 5936 code for a protein of 1531 amino acids. NCBI's taxonomy places the organism in Eukaryota, Fungi, Ascomycota, Sordariomycetes, Sordariales, Podosporaceae.
CCGGCAUGUCGGGAUACUUUCUUCGGAUGGCGUUUGAUCCGUAGAAGAUAUUCGUCCCGUCUAGUCCCGUUCCCUUGCGCCUGGAUGGGUGGGAUAGAAAACGCCAAGGCAUUCCUAAAAGAUGAGACCUUUUAUUGAUCUCUGGGGGUCGGGUGUUCCCCACGUGCUUGAGACAAACAGGCAGGGGUCUCUAGUCAGGACUCAGGAGAACAACGAGGGGCUCGAGUGCGAAAGCGCAAAGACACACAGUCCCGACUUUCACAAUGACCGAGCACAGACAGCUGUGGUUUCGAAGGAUGAUUACUUGUUGGAGGGCAUGAUGGCAACGUAUGCUGACAGAUCCAGAUUGAUAAGGGGGCGGAGAUUCUGCUCUGUUUGUGGGGGAGGCAAACACCAGCACUUUUUUUCCCCCUUGACUGAUGGUUGGUGGGGGGAGAGAAGCCCAGGAACAAGCUGAUGUAACGGGCCCACGGUGCAAUUUCGCAUGCCGGUGAAUGGACCAAAAACCCCGCUAACGAUAUCCACGAUCUCACCCGUUGCCUGAUCAAGCACUUAUCAAGGUUCUGGGGAACGAAAACGAGCCAAAGGGGGCAAGUAUCCCCUACACCACAACAUGUCGAUACCAAACAUUCAUGCGUGAGAACAAUCCGUCAUAGAGAUGGCACGAUCGACGUCGAAGUCACAGAGAGAUACGAAGUGUCGGAACUGGCUGCACGGCUCGUAAUGCAUUACAUCGGGAGCCGUGUCAGCAUCAUACACAUCGCCAGUUUGUUCUCUCGAAGCCGUAGACGCCCCGGCAAACCUAAUGAAGAGACAGCCCACGGCGGGGAUCCAGCUCCACAAGGCUCACGCUUGCUGCCGGGAACUUUCCCUGUGAAGUGGUUACUGGGAGCUGGGAACUGGAAGCUGGACGAACAACAAGAGAAGAAGAACCCAGGGCGGUGGGCAGGUCUCGCACUGCGUGGUGGGCGCAAACCCCGUUGCCCAGAUCUCGACUAGCUCCGCUCGGGCCCUGCGAAGACUCCGUCUGCCCAGACUUGUCACUUUUAUAAUUCGCGACCCCCGAUCGGGGCCAAGCAAAGGUCUUUUAUUUCUAGUGCAAUCGAACCAGACUCGUCGUUGUAUUCUGACGCGUCGUGGGACUGUUCGUCUUCUUGUCUCUCGUUCUUUAACUUUUGCCAGUUUCUUGGUGUUCUUGGUGUUCUUUGCGCCGUUGCUGCUCUUCGAACUGUACGACUUUCGAAGACUUGGAGUGUUUGCGACUGAGUGAUAGACACCGAUCUUGCCUCACAGCCCCAUUCGCCAACUGCCACCACCUGGAGAUAGCCAACAAACCGACCAUGUCCUUUACUGGGGCAGGUUCCUUCGGGAACUACGACCUCACGGCGCAGAGUACCGGAGCGCCUCUUGGGCGAACGACGACAAACGACCAGCAGCGGGAGGAGGUUGUGACUGCUGGGGGUUCUUCACCGGGACGGAAUGAGAACGACGUGAGCAGGACGAGGGCUACGUCCCUGACUGAGGUGGCCGACAGUGAAGCCGCUAUUCGCAAUGAGAAAGGCAACAUCACCGAUGCCGCCGACGAGGAUGAGGAAGCCAUUGAUGAGGAGCGCCGCCACAGCGCCGUUCUUGCAUUGGCGCGCAAGUACACUUCACAGUCGCAUUACGGUGUCGAGCCCGGCACCAAUGUCUUCGAAGCCGCCCUCCAAGAUGAGAACUCGCCCAUCAACCCCAAUGGGCCCAAUUUCAACAGCAAGGCCUGGGCAAAGGCCGUCGUGAGCAUGAUGGACGGCCGGGGCGCCUCUUUCCGGACCAGCGGUGUUGCUUUCCAGCACCUGAACGUCUUCGGCUUCGGCGCGCCCACCGAUUAUCAGAAGGAUGUUGCCAACGUCUGGCUCGAGCUCGUUGGGCUCGCCCGCAAGCUGACCGGCAACAAGGGACGUCGCAUUGACAUUUUGCGCGAUUUCGAUGGUGUGGUCGAGAAGGGAGAGAUGCUUGUUGUGCUUGGUCCCCCAGGUUCCGGCUGCAGUACCUUUCUCAAGACCAUUGCCGGUGACUACAACGGCAUCUACAUGGAUGAGAACUCGUACUUCAACUACCAAGGCAUGACUGCCAAGGAGAUGCAUACGCACCAUCGUGGUGAGGCCAUCUACACGGCUGAGGUCGACACACAUUUCCCCCAGCUUUCAGUUGGCGACACCCUCACUUUUGCUGCCCGCGCCCGCGCGCCCCGCCAACUUCCUCCAGGAGUCUCCAAGAGCAUGUUUGCCCAGCACUUGAGGGAUGUUGUGAUGGCCAUGUUCGGCAUCAGCCACACGGUCAACACCCGUGUAGGUAACGAGUACAUUCGCGGUGUGUCUGGUGGUGAGCGCAAGCGUGUCACCAUUGCCGAGGCUGCCCUGUCCGGUGCCCCUCUUCAGUGCUGGGAUAACAGCACAAGAGGUCUUGAUAGCGCCAAUGCCAUCGAGUUCUGCAAGAACCUGAAAAUGUCGAGCGACCUUUUCCAGAGCACUUGCUGCGUUUCCAUCUACCAGGCUCCCCAGAGCGCAUACGACCUUUUCGACAAGGCCCUCGUGCUUUACGAAGGACGUCAGAUCUUCUUCGGAAAGGCCAGCGAGGCCCGUCAGUACUUCGAGAGACUCGGCUUCGAUUGCCCUUCCCGCCAGACCACCCCCGAUUUCUUGACUUCCAUGACAAGUCCCCUGGAGCGUGUUGUGCGUCCUGGAUGGGAGGACAAGGCUCCCCGCACACCCGAUGAGUUCGCUGCCGCCUGGAAGAAGAGCCCCGAGUACCAGGCUCUGCAGGCCCAGAUCGAAGCCUACAAGGCGUCGCAUCCCAUCAACGGUCCCGAUGCUGAAGCUUUCCGUGCGUCCAAGCAGGCCCAGCAGGCCAAGAGCCAGCGUGUCAAGUCGCCCUUCACCCUCUCCUACAUGCAGCAGAUUCAGCUGUGCCUCUGGAGAGGUUGGAAGCGCCUGACCGGUGAUCCUAGUCUGAGCAUCGGUGCUCUGGUUGGAAACACCAUCAUGGCUCUCAUCAUCUCCAGUAUCUUCUACAACCUCCAACCUACAACGGACAGCUUCUACCAGCGUGGCGCUUUGCUCUUCUUCGCUUGUCUUAUGAACGCCUUCUCCAGUGCUCUUGAAAUUCUCACUCUCUACUCGCAACGUCCCAUUGUCGAAAAACACAAGGCCUACGCUCUUUACCACCCAUCUGCUGAAGCCAUCGCCUCGAUGCUGUGCGAUUUGCCAUACAAGAUUGCCAACACCCUCGUCUUCAACCUGACCUUGUACUUCAUGACGAAUCUGCGUCGGGAAGCGGGCGCUUUCUUCUUUUUCCUGCUGUUCUCGUUCUUCACUGUCCUGGUCAUGUCCAUGAUCUUCCGGACAAUUGCCAGCUCCACAAGAACGCUCUCGCAGGCCAUGGUUCCCGCCGCCGCCAUCAUUCUCGCCUUGGUCAUCUUCACUGGUUUUGUCAUCCCCAUCGAUUACAUGCCUGGAUGGUGCCGCUGGAUCAACUACAUCGAUCCCCUGGCCUAUUCCUUCGAGUCUCUCAUGGUCAACGAAUUCCACGGUCGCAAUUUCACUUGCACCCAGUUUGUGCCUAACCUCAUGAUUCCUGGUUAUGGUGACAUUAGCCCGGCCAACCGCGCUUGCUCCGCCAUCGGUUCCAUUGCUGGCUCAUCUGUUGUCAAUGGCGACGACUACAUCAACUCGGCUUUCAGGUACUACGUGUCUCAUAAGUGGCGCAACUUUGGUAUCUUGCUCGCCUUCAUCGCCUUCUUCACCACCACCUACAUGCUUGCGGCUGAGACAGUCUCUGCUGCCAAGAGCAAGGGUGAGGUCUUGCUCUUCCGUCGCGGCCACAAGCCUGCGUCCUUCAAGGAGAACAAAGGUGAUGCCGAAUCUGGCGGUGUCGCUGUUGCUGGACCUGUUGCUAAGGCGGCUGCUGGGUACCAGUCCGAUAAGGAGAGUGGCAACAUCCAGGGCUCGACUAGUGUUUUCCAUUGGAACAACGUCUGCUACGAGGUCAAGGUCAAGAAGGAGACUCGCCAGAUCCUGAACAAUGUGGACGGAUGGGUGAAGCCCGGUACUCUCACGGCUCUCAUGGGCGUCUCCGGCGCUGGCAAGACCACUCUUCUCGACUGCUUGGCUGACCGAACCUCCAUGGGUGUUAUUACGGGAGAAAUGCUUGUUGAUGGUCUUCCCAGAGACGCUUCUUUCCAGCGCAAGACCGGCUACGUUCAGCAACAGGAUCUUCAUCUUCAAACUACCACCGUUCGCGAGGCCUUGAACUUUAGCGCUCUCCUUCGUCAACCCGCGCACGUCCCCCGCGAAGAGAAGCUCGCUUAUGUUGAUGAGGUUAUCAAGCUUUUGGAAAUGGAGGAAUACGCUGACGCCAUCAUCGGUGUCCCUGGCGAAGGUCUCAACGUUGAACAGCGCAAGCGUCUUACUAUCGGUGUCGAACUUGCUGCCAAGCCCCCUCUGCUCCUCUUCGUUGAUGAGCCUACCUCCGGUCUCGAUAGUCAAACAUCUUGGGCCAUUUUGGAUCUUCUCGAGAAGCUCACCAAGAGCGGACAAGCCAUUCUCUGCACCAUCCACCAGCCCUCGGCCAUGCUCUUCCAGCGCUUCGACAGACUCUUGUUUCUGGCCAAGGGUGGCAGGACUGUGUACUUUGGCGAUAUCGGCGAAAACUCCAAGACCAUGACUUCCUACUUUGAGCGCAAUGGUGGUUUCCCUUGCCCUGCUGACGCCAACCCCGCUGAGUGGAUGUUGGAGGUUAUCGGUGCUGCCCCUGGAAGUGUUACCAAUGUCGACUGGCACCAGGCCUGGCGCGAGAGUCCCGAGUAUGCUGCCGUCCAGGAAGAGCUUCAGCGUCUCAAGGCCCAGGCCAAGCCCUCUGAUGCCCUCGCCACCGACGAUGGAAGUUAUCGUGAGUUCGCUGCUCCCUUCGGCGAGCAACUCCGCAGUGUCACCCAUCGUGUCUUCCAGCAAUACUGGCGCACUCCCACCUACAUUUACUCCAAGGCCAUUCUCUGCCUCAUCGUCUCGCUCUUCAUCGGCUUCGUUUUUUUCAGAGCUCCCAACACCAUCCAGGGUCUCCAGAACCAGAUGUUUGCCAUCUUCAACAUUCUCACCGUCUUCGGCCAGCUCGUACAGCAGACUAUGCCUCACUUUGUCGUCCAACGCUCCUUGUAUGAGGUCCGCGAGCGUCCCUCCAAAGUCUACAGCUGGAAGGUCUUUAUGCUCUCGCAGAUCAUUGUUGAGCUCCCCUGGAACACCCUCAUGGCCGCUCUGAUGUUCGUCACCUGGUACUACCCCGUCGGGCUUGAUGCAAACGCUGCCGCCGCCGGCCAGACUGCUGAGCGUGGCGCUCUCAUGUUCCUGCUCCUGGUCGCCUUUAUGCUGUUCACCUCCACCUUCACUGAUUUCAUCAUUGCUGGUUUUGAGACGGCCGAAGCAGGCGGCAACAUCGCCAACUUGCUCUUCAGUUUGUGCUUGAUCUUCUGCGGUGUCCUGGCUACCCCUGAAACUAUGCCCAGGUUCUGGAUCUUCAUGUAUCGCGUCAGUCCGUUCACGUACCUUGUCAGCGCCAUGCUGUCCACCGCUGUCGCCAACUCCGAAGUUGUCUGCGCUGCCAAUGAGUUGCAGAAGUUUGCGCCCCCCUCGGGUCAAACUUGUUUUGAGUACCUCGAACCCUACAUGGAGAUUGCCGGUGGUUAUCUCACCAACCCCAACAGCACCGACAUGUGCUCAUUCUGCACCAUCAAGGACACCAACGUGUUCCUUGCUCAGGUCGGCGCCAACUAUGACGACAGAUGGCGCAACUUUGGUAUCCUCUGGGCCUUCAUCAUCUUCAACAUCUUCGCUGCUCUCGGUGUAUACUGGCUCGUCCGUGUACCCAAGAAGAAGCUCGGUGCCAAGGCGAAGAAGGAGUAGAUCGGUCUUCUCCUGCGACCCACGAAAAAGACCCAACAAAAAUUUUAAGCCAAGUAAUGAAGACGACGAAAACGAUGAUGUUUGGGUGAGAUGGUACGAGUUCAUCUUUCGUGUCAUGACACGAUGCGCAUCUUGUCCCCACACCUCCCAUCAUCAUGAUCUCCCCUCCACACCGGCAUCGAGGCAAAGUCCGCUUUUGCUCUUGAUAUCUUGCGACUUGUUUUUGCUUCGCCCUUGCUUAAUCCUGGUCUCACCAGACACCAAAGCAUUUACACCAUCUUGUCCUCAUAACCUCCGUCUCGCAAGCAGCACAUAGCAGACGCGCAUACACACACACCCACACACACAUACAAAGCGAUCGGAUACCAAAUGUACAUUUCUUGCAUCUUUCACUGUCCUUGUUUCUCUCUUAUUUUUUAUAUAAUGUCUAAAAAAAUAGAACUCCUUUUCGUAUCGGGUCAAACCUAGGAAGGGAGGCAGCCAUUGAUGAGCCUCAUGGCAAAGCGGGUCGUUUAUAUUGCAUUUCCAGUUUGGAAUUUGCUUUCUUGUACAUAAAUUCUGGAUUUGGUUUGCUUUUUGUCUUGUCUAUAGCACAAUGGCCCCAUUGUACAUGGACAGUAACGACAGUCAAAAGGGGGAAUGGGUUAUGAUAGAAGUGGAUGAAUCAAUAUGAUACCAAUUUAUUU